AUGCAUGUCGCGCCGAGGCCUAGCUUGGGCCCCGACCGACCAGUGCGCCAUCUGGCAGUGACUUGCGUGAUGGUGCUUCUUGCGGCUUGCAUUGCCACGCGUGGCGGAAAGCCGGUCCUCUCUCGUCAGUUCCGAGAGAUGGCUGGUUCCCGCAUUGAGGCGCUUCUUGCGUCGUUCCCGAAACUUAUUCGCUCGGGAUCGCAGCAUACGUUUGUCGAGACGGACUCGGUGCGCUUCGUGUACCAGCCUCUGGAAGACUUGUACAUGAUUCUGAUCACUACGAAGAACUCCAACAUCUUGCAGGACAUUGACUCCCUCCAGCUAUUUGCGCGGGCCGUGAGUGACCAAUGCCAUUCGUUAGAUGAGCAGGAUAUUGUGCUUUCGUGCUUUGAAAUUCUCGAGGCAUUUGACGAGAUUGUUGCGAUGGGCUACCGUGAGAAUGUGACGCUCUCGCAGAUCCGUACGAUGCUCGAGAUGGACAGUCACGAAGAGCGGAUCCAGGAGAUUAUUGAGCGUAACAAGGAACUCGAAGCCAAGGAAGAACUCAAGCGCCGUGCGCGGCAGCUUGAGAUGCAGCGUCGCGAUGCAGCGCGGCGCCAGCACAGUGGUUUCGGCAGCGAUAGCAUCUCGUCGAUGCCCCGCAGUUUUGAUACGGCGCCGACAUCUACGGCGCCUGUGCAUAGCCUGCCAGACGAGCAGCCGGCAUCGCAACCGGCGGCCAAUCCGUUCAAAGGGAAAGGCAUGUCGCUCGGGAAGAAACCUAAGGGCGCUGCCUUGCUUGGCUCGGUCCCGAAAUCGACGCAGGCCGCGCCUGCGCCUGCCCCUGCUCCGGCCCCAGCACCUGCCCCAGCGCCGGUACGAAAGCAGGCGCCCAUGUCGCUUCGCUCAAAGCCAACGUCCACGCCUGCGCCUCCCGGGAAAGCGGUGCCGAUGGCCCCUGCAGCGUAUGAAGCCGAGGCGGCGUAUGAGCAGCAGGCCGCCUACGAACCAGAGGAGGCGUACGAAGAGCCAGCGUAUGAAGAAGAGUUGCUGGGGGGCCCUGCCGACAAGGCGAUGGCCGCACCGUUGGUUGAGGCGGCUGAGACAGCACCGCUGGAGGAGCCUACCGACGUGGCGAACGCGGAGGCUGCGCCUGUGCCUGCAGUGCAAGACGAGGUGGUGGUGGCGCCUGCCGCAGAGGCGGCGGAGCCGGUGCCGGCGCCGUCGGCGCAUGCCAGCGAUAAUGUCCACCUUGUCAUCAAAGAGCGUGUCUCUGUGACGGGCAACCGGGAUGGCGGUUUGGACUCGCUGGAAAUCAAGGGUGAUUUGAUGCUGAAGAUCACGGACCCUGCUGCGACGCGUCUGCGUAUCAUGAUGGCAGCGGAAGAGCGAUUUGGUGGUACAGAGGUGCAGUACCGUACACACCCGCAUGUCGAUAAGCAGCCGUGGGCGAGUGAGCGUCAGAUUGCGUUGCGGGACCCCAAGCGUGAGUUCCCGCUGAACCAGCAGGUGGGUGUGCUGCGCUGGCGUGCGGUGACGAAGGACGAGUCGGAGUUGCCACUUUCCAUCACAGUGUGGGCGAGCCCCGCAGGCGAUGGCUCGUGUGAAGUCAACUUGGAGUACCAGCUGGAAAACACAGCGAUGACACUGUACGACGUGGUAUUCUCGCUGCCUGUGCCGCCCCAAGUCGAGCCCAUGGUAUCGGAGCCGGAAACGGGCACCUACGAACUCGAAGCAGUGAAUCACCGCGUCCUGUGGCGUGUGCCCGCGAUCUCGGCAGACAACGCGUCGGCCAACUUGGAAUUGGUCGUCGACAGCGGCGCCGAGUCCACGGACGUGUUCUUCCCUGUCGCUGUCGACUUUACGUCGGAGCGUGCCUUGCUUCACCUGCACAUCCUCGGUGUGCAGGAAGCGACUAGUGGCCAACCUCAGCCGUACUCGAGCGAGACGGUGUUGGUAGCCGACCACUAUCUCGUCCACUAG
Molecule: messenger RNA, 1962 nt
Organism: Malassezia pachydermatis
Lineage: Eukaryota; Fungi; Basidiomycota; Malasseziomycetes; Malasseziales; Malasseziaceae
Product: coatomer subunit delta
Exons: 5
Coding region: 1-1962 (653 amino acids)
Biological process (GO): Golgi localization; retrograde vesicle-mediated transport, Golgi to endoplasmic reticulum; endoplasmic reticulum to Golgi vesicle-mediated transport
Cellular component (GO): cytosol; COPI vesicle coat
Source: RefSeq, a predicted model, not a curated record